AUGAUACAAGAAGAUCAAGGACAGUGUUCAUCUCAAACAAUGAACAACUUUGAAACCUAUCAACAAGAACAGUUUCUUCUCCAUCAACAACAAAUCAUGCGGCAACAAAACAGUUUCUCUUUCCCCGGUGGUGAUCAUCAUCAAGUUGUUUCACCAAUCUUGCAACAACAACCAUGGUCAUCCAUGUCUAUGCAACAAUUCCAUGUCCAUGACCCUUUUGUUCUUCCUCAACAGCAAACUUCAUCAUCACCUUACGCAAGUUUGUUCAACAGAUCUUCUAGGGUUCCGUCUCUUCAGUUUGCAUAUGAUCAUCAUCAUCACGGAGGGUCUGAGCAGCAUCUUAGGAUCAUAUCUGAUACACUUCACCAACAUGGAUCCUUUGGUGGACUUCAAUAUCAAGGUGGCGAUGUUGGAAAGAUGAGUGCUCAAGAAAUCAUGGAGGCUAAAGCUCUUGCAGCUUCCAAGAGUCAUAGUGAAGCUGAGAGAAGACGCAGAGAGAGAAUCAAUAAUCAUCUUGCUAAGCUUCGUAGCUUGUUACCAAGCACAACCAAAACGGAUAAAGCAUCAUUGCUAGCGGAAGUGAUACAGCAUGUGAAAGAGUUGAAGCGUCAAACAUCAUUAAUAUCAGAAACAUGUCAAGUUCCAACGGAAUGUGAUGAGUUAACAGUAGAUGCUGCAAAUGAUGAUGAUGAGGAGGAAUAUGGAAAUGGAAAUGGAAACAAGUUUAUUCUUAAAGCUUCACUUUGUUGUGAUGAUAGGUCAGAUCUUUUGCCUGAAUUAAUCAAGACAUUGAAAGCAUUAAGGUUAAGAACAGUUAAAGCUGAUAUAACAACACUUGGAGGACGUGUGAAGAAUGUUUUGUUCAUUGCUGGUGAAGAUCAUGAUCAUGAAUAUUGCAUUAGUUCUAUACAAGAAGCACUUAAAGCUGUGAUGGAGAAGAGUGUUGGAGAUGAAUCUGCUUCUGGAAAUGUUAAGAGACAAAGGACUAAUAUAAUAUCUAUAUCUAAUUAG
Lathyrus sativus (Indian pea) is the source of this 1011-nucleotide messenger RNA. Lineage: Eukaryota; Viridiplantae; Streptophyta; Magnoliopsida; Fabales; Fabaceae. The record is from the annotation of a GenBank genome assembly.